Messenger RNA from Penicillium longicatenatum, 1377 nucleotides. Its product is annotated as aminotransferase, class III. NCBI's taxonomy places the organism in Eukaryota, Fungi, Ascomycota, Eurotiomycetes, Eurotiales, Aspergillaceae. Gene Ontology annotation, cellular component: cytosol. Gene Ontology annotation, molecular function: transaminase activity; pyridoxal phosphate binding. The record is from RefSeq and is a predicted model, not a curated record. The transcript has 5 exons. Bases 1 to 1377 code for a protein of 458 amino acids.
AUGACUCAAUCCGCUUCUAAUCCCACGCGUAGUGCGGUUCUGCACCGGGAUAGCCAAUUUAUUCCUAAAAAGGCUAUCGGUGGUAAAGGAAGUUACAUUCUUCUUGAAGAUGGUACAAAGUUCCUCGACUCAACCGGCGGUGCUGCCGUCGCAUGCCUCGGCCAUGGCAAUGAGACCGUUCAACAGGCUAUCAAAGACCAAAUGGCCCAGAUAUCCUACUGCCACUCUGCAUUUUUCGGAACAGAUGUUGCCGAGGAGUUGGCACGGCUGUUAGUUGAUUCAACUGGAGGCAAGCUAUCCAAGCUAUUUGUAGUCAGCUCCGGUUCCGAGGCCGUCGAGGCUGCAUUGAAACUUGCGCGUCAAUAUUUUCUCGAGCUACCUAGCCCCCAGCCCCAACGCGAGCGCUUCAUCGCUCGCUUGCCUUCUUACCACGGCACUACUCUCGGCGCAUUGGGUGUUGGAGGGCAUAUCCUUCGAAGAGAGCCUUUCGAGCCCUUGCUAGUGAAAAAUACAUCACAUGUAUCACCGUGCAAUGCAUACCGUGGCAAAAACGAGGGCGAGUCUGACGCCAGCUAUGUGGCCCGCCUUGCAGCCGAGCUAGAUGCCGAGUUCCAGCGAGUUGGUCCGGAGACUGUGUGCGCAUUCAUCGCGGAGCCUGUAGUCGGAGCUGCCCUUGGAUGUGUUCCAGCGGUCCCAGGAUACUUCCCUGCCAUGAAAGCCAUUUGUGAGAAAUACGGGGCUCUGUUAAUCUUGGAUGAGAUCAUGAGUGGCAUGGGCCGAUGUGGAACUCUUCAUGCCUGGGAACAGGAAGACGUUGUCCCGGACAUUCAAACCAUAGGCAAAGGUCUUGGUGGAGGCUAUGCUCCAGUUUCCGGGAUCUUGAUCAACGACUCAAUUGUACAGGUUCUGGAUAAGGGAACGGGUGUGUUCCGGCAUGGACAAACCUACCAGGGCCAUCCAGUCUCUUGUGCUGCUGCCUUGGCGGUACAGAAGACGAUUCAAGAACAGAACCUUUUGGCAAAUGUGCGGAAUAUGGGAGCGUACUUGGAGCAACAGCUUCGCCAGCGUCUUGGCGACCAUCCAUAUGUUGGAAAUAUUCGAGGCAAAGGAUUAUUCUGGGGGAUUGAGUUCGUUAAAGACAAAACUACGAAAGAGCCGUUUGAUCCGGCGACUCGGCUAUCUUUUCUCAUGCAGGAAAAGGCUCUAUGUUCGCAGUAUGCUCUCUCACUAUAUGGCAGUCUCGGAACGGUGGAUGGGGUUCGGGGUGAUCAUGUGCUGCUGUCACCUCCCUUUACUGUUUCAAAAGAGGAAAUCGACCUCAUUGUUGAUGGUGCUGCGGAGGUGCUGGCGGAAGUCCUCAAUGAGCUGGGGCUGUGA